CUUUGCUUGCUCAGUACAUAUUUGUUAGGUUGAUCUUAGUUACACUUGUUACGUGGUUGAAACUGAAUUUGCUUAGAGGGCUGUCUUCAUUUAUUUACUACUUCCAAUAACCAGCGGAAUAAAGAAUGCCACAAAAUGACUUUAAACUUUCAUUCUUCAAUAUAAAUAGAAUGAGAAUUUGAGGCGAAUUUGGAUACCUAGACAAAAUAAGAAGUGGUUUGCCGUGACAUUUCUUGAAAAUCCACUUGGUUAAGGCUUGAGAAAUGGUAAUUACUGUGAAAGAAGUCAGUCAACCAAGGGAAGUCUUCCCACGCACCGGUUAUCCAAUGAAAAGGCCACAAUAGCGGAUAUAAAUAAAAGCAAAUCAUUAGACAUAAACAAAAGCGACGCGUGUGCUGGCAAAAUAUUUGUGGAAAAAGAAUUUCCAUUGAGAGCGCGAAUAUAAUCGACCUCAUGAAUGAAACUGGCCGAGGAGCAUCAGCAACAGAUGGCUGCCAAAAGUAAACUCAUUCCGAUGAAAGGAAGGCACCGGGGCACUUGCAAAUGGAAUUCACACAGCACUUGUGUUUUCAGGCGCAGCACAUGCGCACUUGCGAGCACAUGGUGGACCGCGUUCGAAAUUCAUUGCAGAUUGUAAUUUGGCGCACUUUUCAGAGGUCGUGGGCUCGUGUGGAUCCCAUCGAGCAUCGAAGUCGUCGACUUUGGCGCCGGUUCCGACGACUUGCCCAGCGAACAGCUUCCGGCGAAAGUCAUGCUGCAAAAGCAGACGGGCAGCGGUCACGGCCAAACACAAUGUGCAAAAUAAAACACGGACCUGUGGCCACACCCUCAACAUAAGCACAGAGAAGCGCUGGCUUUUGGCUUUCGGCAUUUGGCGUUUGGCGUUUGGCAUUUGGCGAACGGAGGCACGGACCCACGGAAACGGAAGUGGCCAAAAGCGAGGCCAUAAAACGCCACGCCACGCAUAGCGACAGCAUUGAGACAUCAGCUCACCCGAAAAACAUGUUCGCCGCCCUGAUGGACGUGGGCCAGACGUUGGCGGGCAGCCUGGCGACGGAGGGCAACGACAGCGGACUCCUGGCAACGGGACAGGAUGAGGGUGGGGUCGAAGUGGGCAUGGAGAUGGGCAUGGGUCAGCACAACGCCAGUGCCGACGGCGGCAUGGUGCCGUAUGUGCCCGUGCUGGACCGCCCGGAGACGUACAUUGUCACCGUGCUGUACACGCUCAUCUUCAUCGUGGGAGUGCUGGGCAACGGCACGCUGGUCAUAAUCUUCUUUCGCCAUCGCUCCAUGCGCAACAUACCCAACACCUACAUUCUGUCGCUGGCUUUGGCCGAUCUGCUGGUGAUUCUGGUGUGCGUGCCCGUGGCCACGAUUGUCUACACGCAGGAGAGCUGGCCCUUCGAGCGGAACAUGUGCCGCAUCAGCGAGUUCUUCAAGGACAUCUCCAUCGGGGUGUCCGUCUUCACACUGACCGCUCUGUCCGGCGAGCGGUACUGCGCCAUUGUGAAUCCCCUACGCAAGCUUCAGACCAAGCCCCUCACCGUCUUCACGGCGGUGAUUAUCUGGAUAUUGGCCAUUUUGCUGGGAAUGCCAUCGUUCCUGGUCUCCGACAUCAAGUCCUAUCCCGUGUACACGGCCAAUGGCAACAUGACCAUCGAGGUGUGCUCCCCAUUCCGAGACCCGGAGUAUGCGAAGUACAUGGUGGCGGCCAAGGCGUUCAUCUACUACCUGCUCCCGCUGUCCAUUAUCGGCGCCCUUUACAUCAUGAUGGCCAAGCGGCUCCACAUGAGUGCCCGCAACAUGCCCGGCGAGCAGCAGAGCAUGCAGAGUCGCACCCAGGCCAGAGCUCGUCGUCAUGUGGCCCGCAUGGUGGUGGCCUUUGUGGUGGUGUUCUUCAUCUGCUUUUUCCCGUACCACGUGUUCGAGCUGUGGUACCACUUCUAUCCCACGGCGGAGGAGGACUUCGAUGACUUCUGGAACGUGCUCCGCAUCGUGGGAUUCUGCACAAGCUUCCUCAACUCCUGCGUGAAUCCAGUGGCCCUCUACUGCGUGUCCGGGGUGUUCCGGCAGCACUUCAACCGCUACCUGUGCUGCAUCUGCGUGAAGCGGCAGCCGCACCUGCGGCAGCACUCCACGGCCACGGGAAUGAUGGACAAUACCAGCGUGAUGUCGAUGCGUCGCUCCACCUACGUGGGCGGAGCAGCAGCUGGCCAGCUGCGGGCCUCCCUGCACCGGAACAGCAGCAAUCACGGCGGGGGCGUGGGAUUUGGGAGUGGUCGUGUGGGCAGUUUCCAUCGGCAGGACUCGAUGGCGCUGCAGCAUGGCAAUGGGCAUGGAGCUGCGACAGGCGGGGCAUCCUGCGGACCUGGAUCCGGCGGACGUGCCCCGGCCGUGGGCGAGAAGAGGUGAGGCACGCUUAUUGUGGAGCUGCUGGCCGAGGAGGAGGUGGUGGUGUCCGUGUCCUUGCAGGCCGACGAGCAGCUCUGAGCGGGCACAAUUGGCCCGUGAUCUCACUUUGUGCUUGCACCACCCGCACUUCGCAUCAUGCACUAAGCACUUGAAUCUAUACACUCGGCACUUGGUACUUUUCCCCUGUCCCAUUUGGCAUUUGCCAGGUAAUUUGUUUAUUGGCGCGAGACUGGACUAAUUUGAAAUCGCAACGAUGCCGAGGACAAUGGGUUGACCCGAUUUUAUGUGCGCGUUACCUUGGCGUAAAUGUACAUAUGCUUUAAUUUUAGAUACAUACAUACAUACAUUGUUCCUGGCAGAAAGGGAUGUUCGAUUUAGGCCACAUUAGCAGUUUAUGUGCCAUUGUAUAUACAUAUAUGUUACAAACAAAGUUUUACCUAUUAACACACAUUUUAUGUAAUGUUAUUAUAUUGUGUGUGCCAUACAUUAGUCGUACAUAUGUUUUGUGUUAAUUGAGUAAGUCACUAAGCACAUUAAAUGUAACUCGUUAUUACCUGCCCCAGUGCAAUAAAAUAGUAUUAAGAACUCAAAAAACCAAAAUGGAAACACAGUCCCAGCUUAAUUAUAUAUUAUAGAAGUUGCAUAUAUCAAUAGGCUGAUAAGAUUUAGCAUACAAUUAUUGUAAAUAAAUGAAUUCCAUAAUGCUAAGAGCAUAAGUGUUGUGUGGACUGCUGUGAAAUUUCAGAUCCAAAGGAGCAUAAUAAUAUGCAGGUAUAAGUUUGUAAAUACACUCUUUUGGUUUGUUUGAUCUAUGAUUGACUUGGAUCUGUUUUAAGAAUAAGUGUUUUCUUGUGUUGAAUAAUUUCAGCCUUAUAAAUCGUUACGAAAGUGACCGUAUACGUUACUAAAUCUUUUGGAGACGAUUUCCUAAUCCCGAUGAC
Messenger RNA from Drosophila gunungcola (fruit fly), 3353 nucleotides. RefSeq names its product neuropeptide CCHamide-2 receptor (gene CCHa2-R). Gene Ontology annotation, molecular function: G protein-coupled peptide receptor activity. The record is from RefSeq and is a predicted model, not a curated record. Gene Ontology annotation, biological process: G protein-coupled receptor signaling pathway. Gene Ontology annotation, cellular component: membrane. Lineage: Eukaryota; Metazoa; Arthropoda; Insecta; Diptera; Drosophilidae. The coding region runs from base 1003 to 2412 and encodes 469 amino acids. The transcript is spliced from 7 exons.